Messenger RNA from Linum trigynum, 525 nucleotides. NCBI's taxonomy places the organism in Eukaryota, Viridiplantae, Streptophyta, Magnoliopsida, Malpighiales, Linaceae. The record is from the annotation of a GenBank genome assembly.
AUGAGAGGAGCUCUCUCCUCUCUCCUCCUCCUGUGCUCGCUGCUAGGUCGGUGGAUCGCAAGGGCCGCCGUCGCUUUCUUCGAGGCGAGCUGGAGGAAUCAAAAAGUCGGUGUCGGCCUCUAUAAUCCGGACUGUUCCAAGUAUAAGGAGAUCUCAAUGGCUAAUAGCCUCCGCCUCCCCGCUGUCGGGGUUCCGUUACCGGCAAAAAACGCUCGGAGGGUGGAAAGGCACAGGCGGCAAUGCUUGCAGAAACGUUUGAGGCCGUCGCCUUUUUCGGAUAUGGAAGACCAGGAGGAACGCCCAAUCAAGAGACUGCGGCGCGAAUUAUCUGCCUUAUGGCGUUUCUGGCUUCCUCAUUCUUUCGAAAUGGAGGAAGAUGAACCUGGAAGAGCCCUGUUCGCGGGGGAGAAAACAGAGGAUAGGAUCGAGCUUCCUGAAUCUCAGGGUGAAAUAGAUCGAUCAAUUCCCUUCGGGGAGGGGUGUUGCCCCGUGAAAUUGAGAUUGGAAAAUGAUGAUCUCGAUUAG